Molecule: messenger RNA, 1275 nt
Organism: Nanorana parkeri
Lineage: Eukaryota; Metazoa; Chordata; Amphibia; Anura; Dicroglossidae
Gene: NMI
Product: N-myc and STAT interactor
Exons: 9
Coding region: 1-1215 (404 amino acids)
Cellular component (GO): cytoplasm
Molecular function (GO): nucleic acid binding
Source: RefSeq, a predicted model, not a curated record
AUGACGCCACGGGUCCUUAGAGCGCCUGGGGGAGAAGAGGCUGCGAGGACUGGUCUUGCAGCCAGACGGGACCCAGGAUCAGAACUUUGGAGCGGCAGAGAAGCAGGAAGCUUUUCAGAUUUCUCUGACACGAUCAAAGUCGUCUUUUGUUUCACAAAUCUGACCUGUAAAGGAUCUUUGCUAUACAUCAUUGUCAAUAUUUUCUAUUAUUCAUUUUAUGUUUUCAGUAAAGUGAACAUAAGCAUGGAAGACAUACAGAAACUACAUGAAGAAUUAGAGCUUUGGAAGAAACAGUGCGAUGAAACAAACAAGCAAAAAUUAGCAAAAAAUCUAACAAAAGUAAGCAUGGAUGAUAGACAAGAUGAACUACAAAAAGAGCUAGAGGGCUUACUAAAGAAAAAAAAGAAUGUUCAAGACUAUUUAAAAGAACAAGAGACACAUUUCAAGGUUAACAGCCCAUUGCCCCAAAAGAAUCUGAAUUUUAAGAGCAAUCCUGCUUCUGAAGAAAAUCAAAUUGAUGUUGAGCCUAUGGAUAUUACGUACACCUGUCAAAUUGUUUCAGGUCACCCCUAUAUCCUGGGGGAUGGACAAGCCCUAGUGACAUUUGAAGAAGAGCGAGUUGCCAGAUCCAUUAUUGCCAAGAAAAGACAUAAACUGGAUAAUGAUAACACAAAAGUCCCUGUGGAAGCUGCUGAACCCCAGUUAGGAAAAUCGGUGAAAUUUGAGGUGAACAUGAAUAUUUCCAGAAAGAAACUAAAAAUUUCCAACCUGCCCAAAGAUAUGCCCGAAGAGGUUCUAAAGGACAAACUGGAGUUGUACUUCUAUAAAUCUGGUGUUGGAGGUGGAGAGAUUGAGAAGGUGGACUAUGACAGGAAUAAUAACACUGCGUGUGUCACAUAUUUGCAGAAUGGAGUGGCUCAGAGAGUGCUGAAGGAGGAAUUUCACCCGUUCAGGGCUGGAGGAGCCACAUGUGAAGUUGAAGUGAUGCCAUGUGUGGAUAUAGAACUGAACAAGCUGCAGAUGUUUUCUGCCGUUUCUUCGAGGUCGGUGCUAUUAACCGGCAUCAAGAAUUUAGAUGAUGAAGAUGAAGACGAUGUUCAAGAUGUCAUACAGAUCCACUUCCAGAAAGAGAGCAAUGGUGGAGGCGAGGUGGAAAAAACUCUGUUUUCCAAGGAUAGGAAGAAGUACCUCAUAUUCGACGAGGAUUGCAAAUAAUGUGUAUGGUCUCUCCCUACUGCCUUUCACAUAAAGCUGCCCUCACACCUUGAUGGCAGU